Molecule: messenger RNA, 6035 nt
Organism: Dioscorea cayenensis subsp. rotundata (Guinea yam)
Lineage: Eukaryota; Viridiplantae; Streptophyta; Magnoliopsida; Dioscoreales; Dioscoreaceae
Product: guanine nucleotide exchange factor SPIKE 1
Exons: 31
Coding region: 244-5790 (1848 amino acids)
Biological process (GO): small GTPase-mediated signal transduction; positive regulation of GTPase activity
Molecular function (GO): guanyl-nucleotide exchange factor activity
Source: RefSeq, a predicted model, not a curated record
CAGCAGAGCAGCUACUACCUGCUCUUCUUUCUCUCUCUCUCUGUCGCUCGCUCUCUCUCUCUCUCUUCUUAGCGGCUCCGCUUCCUCUCAUUCGUUGCCAUACCGUUGCCAUCUCGAGAUCCAUGGAGAGGAGGAUGGAAGGGGGAGCUGGAGGAUGCUAAGGGUUUUGAGUUUGCUGAGGUUUUUCGCCGGAUCUGAGGGUUUUUGAAGCUUUGGGGGGUGAUCUUUAGCUUGGUGUUGCUAAUGGCAAUGGAAGAUGUUUCAUCUAAUGCACCUCGGUUUAGAAGAAUACUGCGCCAAGCAUGGGCUUCAAACCCAGAGCUGGACCCUAUGCUAAAUGAAAACUUGGAACAGUGGCCACAUCUAAAUGAGUUGGUCCAGUGCUACAAGGCAGAUUGGGUGAAGGAUGAAAUCAAGUAUGGGCAUUAUGAAAGUGUUUCACCUUUGCCUUUUCAAAAUCAAAUUUUUGAGGGGCCUGACACAGAUAUAGAAACAGAAAUCCACCUGGCCCGUUCUAGGCAUUCUAAAGCGGAAGAUGCUACUGAUGAUGACACUCCUAGUACCUCCGGAAGACAGAUAUCUGAAUUUGGUCCUGAUAAUUUAUCUACAAAACAUCAUUUUGGUUUCUCUCCGCUGCCCGCUUAUGAACCAACCUUUGAUUGGGAAACUGAAAGGUCAUUGAUUUUUGGCCAAAGGAUUUCUGAAAAUUACCCGGCUCAAUAUUCCAGUGGAUUGAAGAUCACUGUGAAGGUGUUAUCCUUAUCAUUUCAAGCUGGAUUAGUUGAGCCCUUUUAUGGUACAAUAUGCUUAUAUAAUAGGGAGAGGAGAGAAAAAUUGUCCGAGGACUUCUAUUUUCAUGUUCUACCAACAGAUACGCAGGAAGCCACUAUUAUUCUAGAACGUCGAGGGGUUUUCUCCUUGGAUACUCCAUCAUCUGCAAUUUGCUUCCUCAUUCAGCUAGAGAAGCCUGCUACCGAAGAAGGAGGAAUUGCUCCAUCAGUUUACUCUCGAAAAGAACCCUUACAUUUGACUGAGAGAGAAAGACAGAAGCUGCAGAUUUGGUCUCGGAUCAUGCCUUACAGGGAAUCAUUUGCUUGGGUUAUUGUUCCAUUGUUUGAAAACCACAACAAUGUAUCUGCAAGUGGUGCUGCCUCCCCUGGUAGCCCCAUUGCCCCUAGUGUAUCUGGCUCAAGCUCCCAAGAAAGUGCUAUGGAAUCUGGGGCAAAAAUCACUUUGGAUGGCAAGCUUGCUCAAUACUCCAGUGGAAGCUCAGUUGUCCUUGAGAUAUCAAAUUUAAAUAAGGUCAAAGAAAGCUAUACAGAGGAUUCACUUCAGGACCCGAAAAGGAAGGUUCACAAGCCUGUUAAAGGUAUUCUAAGAUUGGAAGUUGAAAAACUUCAGGCAGCCCAUGUUCAACCUGACAGCAUUUCUGAGAGUGGGAGCUUGACCAAUGAUACCAGUGAUGCCGGUGACCGGCUUGCUGAACCUAAUUCUUCAAAGUACUUUGCUCAUGGUUCUCGUGAGGUACGAGUUUCUAAUCCAAAGUACAAUUCUGUUGAUGCUAAGGAACCUCACCAGAACGGUUCAAAUGCUAUGAUGGGAUGUCUUCCUGAUUCCGACAGCUUUGACUUCCAUGCUUUUGAUUUUCGCGUGAUGACCAGAAGCGAGCCAUUUUCUCAACUUCUUCAUUGUCUGUAUGUGUACCCCUUGACUGUCAGUUUGGGCCGCAAAAGGAAUUUAUUCAUAAGGGUGGAGAUGAGAAAGGAUGAUAGUGACAUUCGCAAACACCCAUUGGGGGCUAUGUAUCCAAGGGAUCACGGAGCAGCGCUUCAAAAAUGGGCUCAUACACAAGUUUCUGUUGGUUCUAGGAUGGCAUGUUACCAUGAUGAGAUUAAAAUAUCCCUCCCUGCGAUUUUGUCACCUCAACAUCAUCUUUUGUUUACCCUUUUUCAUGUCGAUCUCCAAACCAAGCAGGAGGCUCCAAAGCCUGUAAUUGUAGGAUAUGCUGCACUUCCCUUGUCCACCCAUGCCCAGUUGCAUUCUGAAGUCUCUUUGCCAAUUCUUAGAGAGCUGGUUCCGCAUUAUCUUCAAGACAGUAUCAAGGAAAGAUUGGAUUAUUUGGAGGAUGGGAAAAAUGUCUUCAGACUGCGUUUAAGGUUAUGUUCUUCUUUGUUUCCAGUCAAUGAGCGAGUAAGGGACUUUUUCCUGGAGUAUGAUCGGCAUAUACUCCGCACAAGUCCUCCUUGGGGGUCCGAGCUACUUGAGGCCAUCAACAGUUUGAAGAAUGUUGAGUCAACUGCCUUGUUGCAGUUUCUUCAGCCAAUUCUUAACAUGCUUCUUCAUCUCAUUGGUGAUGGUGGUGAAACCCUUCAGGUUGCAGCUUUUCGAGCAAUGGUCAAUAUAUUAACUCGGGUACAGCAGGAGUCAUCUGAUGGAGCUGAUAGAAAUCGGUUUCUUGUUAAUUAUGUUGAUUAUGCUUUUGAUGAUUUUGGCGGUCGGCAGGCGCCGGUCCAUCCUGGCUUAUCUACAGUAUGGGGAAGCUUGGCUCGGAGCAAGGCUAAAGGAUAUCGUGUUGGACCUGUUUACGAUGAUGUCCUAGCAAUGGCAUGGUUUUUCUUGGAGCUUAUUGUGAAAUCAAUGGCGUUGGAGCAAAGCCGCCUAUUCUACCACAGCCUUCCUUUAGGUGAUGAUGUCCCACCACUGCAGUUGAGGGAUGCUGUAUUUCAUUGUAUUAAGCAGCUUUAUGAUUGCCUUCUUACUGAGGUUCAUGAGCGCUGCAAGAAGGGUUUAAGCUUGGCAAAACGCUUAAACAGCAGCCUUGCCUUUUUUUGUUAUGAUCUACUAUCCAUCAUUGAACCACGGCAAGUUUUUGAACUGGUUUCAUCAUAUAUGGACAAAUUUGCUGGAGUGUGCCAAUCCGUUCUUCAUGACUGCAAGCUGACAUUUUUGCAAAUAUUAUGUGAUCAUGACCUUUUUGUGGAAAUGCCUGGGAGAGAUCCCUCGGAUAGAAACUAUCUUUCAUCAGUUCUGAUUCAAGAGCUUUUCCUUACAUGGGAUCAUGAUGAUUUGACACAACGAGCAAAAGCAGCUCGUAUUCUUGUGGUUCUCAUGUGCAAGCAUGAGUUUGACUCUCGAUAUCAGAAGCGUGAGGAUAAGUUAUACAUCGCACAGCUAUACUUCCCUCUUAUUGGACAGAUUUUGGAUGAGAUGCCAGUUUUCUAUAAUCUUAAUGCGGUUGAAAAGCGUGAAGUCUUAAUUGUAGUUCUUCAAAUCAUACGCAAUCUGGAUGAUGCAUCCCUUGUUAAGGCAUGGCAGCAGAGCAUUGCUCGAACAAGAUUGUUUUUCAAACUUCUAGAAGAAUGUCUUGUUGUUUUUGAGCACAAAAAGCCAACAGACAGCUUGCUUAUGAGCUGUAGCUCUCGCAGCCCAGAUAGUGAGGCACCUGCUUCUCCCAAGUACUCUGAUCGGCUUUCCCCGGCUAUCAAUUCAUAUCUUUCAGAGGCCUCUCGACAAGAAGUUAGAACACAGGGAACACCUGAAAAUGGUUAUAUGUGGCACAAAGUCAGUCCUCAGCUAAGCUCACCUAGCCAACCAUACUCUUUGAGAGAAGCUCUUGCGCAGGCACAAUCAUCUAGAAUUGGUACUUCGACCAGAGCAUUAAGAGAGUCCCUCCACCCAAUACUAAGACAAAAGCUGGAACUUUGGGAGGAGAAUUUGAGUACUGCCGUCAGUCUCCAGGUUUUAGAGAUGACUGAUAAAUUUUCAAGUGCUGCAGCGUCCCACAGCAUUGCUACUGAUUUUGGAAAGUUAGACUGCAUUACAUCUAUAGUCAUGGGUCUCUUUUCUCGUAGUCAACCAUUGGCCUUCUGGAAAGCAUUAUUCCCUGUUUUCAACAAUGUUUUUAAUCUUCAUGGUGCAACGUUGAUGGCAAGGGAGAAUGAUCGUUUCUUGAAGCAAGUUGCAUUUCAUCUAUUACGGUUGGCAGUUUUUCGAAAUGAUUCCAUUAGGAGAAGGGCUGUUGUUGGGCUUCAAAUACUUGUCAGGAAUUCGUUUUAUCAUUUUACAAACACAACUCGACUGAGGGUCAUGCUGACAAUUACUCUGUCAGAAUUGAUGUCCGAUGUACAAGUUACCCAAAUGAAAUAUGAUGGAUCUCUGGAAGAAAGCGGUGAAGCUCGACGUUUGAGGAAAUCCUUGUGUGAAAUGGCAGAUGAAGAUAGAAGUUUGGAUCUGAUUGAAGAGAGUGGACUUCCUAGAAAUGCACUUGAAGCAGUUCCUGGAGGUACAACCGAUACUCGUUGGUCUUGGCAUGAAGUCCGACAUCUAUCUGAGUGUCUUCUUCAGGCCCUGGAUGCAGGCCUGGAGCAUGCCUUACUGGGUUCUGUAAUGAAUGUUGAUAGAUAUGCCGCUGCAGAAAGCUUUUAUAAGCUCGCAAUGGCUUAUGCCCCUGUACCAGAUCUGCACAUAAUGUGGUUGCUGCAUCUAUGUGAUGCACACCAGGAAAUGCAGUCUUGGGCUGAAGCUGCUCAAUGUGCGGUCGCUGUUGCUGGUGUGAUCAUGCAGGCCCUUGUGGGAAGGAAUGAUGCUGUUUGGAGCCGAGAUCAUGUGGCUGCUUUAAGGAAGAUCUGCCCAAUGGUUAGUGAUGCGGUAAAUGCUGAGGCAUCUGCUGCUGAGGUGGAAGGAUAUGGUGCAUCAAAACUCACUGUUGACUCAGCUGUGAAGUACUUACAGCUUGCAAAUAAGUUGUUUUCGCAGGCAGAACUUCAUCACUUCUGUGCCAGUAUCCUAGAACUGAUAAUUCCAGUUUAUAAAAGCAGAAGGGCCUUCGGACAACUCGCUAAAUGUCACACAUCCCUCACCAACAUCUACGAAGCAAUUCUUGAGCAGGAAUCUAGCCCAAUACCCUUUAUAGAUGCUACUUACUACCGAGUUGGAUUUUAUGGUGAACGGUUUGGGAAGUUGGAUAGAAAGGAAUAUGUCUACAGAGAACCACGAGAUGUUCGCCUAGGGGACAUAAUGGAAAAGCUUAGUCACAUAUAUGAAUCCCGAAUGGACGGUGCCACCCUUCAUAUAAUUCCAGAUUCAAGGCAAGUCAACGCGGAGGAAUUGCAGUCAGGUGUCUGUUAUCUGCAGAUAACGGCAGUGGACCCUGUUAUGGAAGAUGAAGACCUUGGUAGCCGAAGAGAAAGGAUCUUCUCACUCUCAACUGGAAGUGUACGUGCUCGUGUUUUUGAUCGUUUCUUGUUUGACACUCCAUUUACGAAAAAUGGCAAGACCCAAGGGGGUUUAGAAGAUCAAUGGAAGCGUCGCUCUGUGCUCCAAACUGAGGGCUCCUUUCCUGCUCUUGUUAAUCGGCUUUUGGUAGUCAAAUCUGAAUCUCUAGAGUUCUCUCCUGUAGAAAAUGCCAUCGGAAUGAUUGAAACCCGGACUGCUGCACUUAGGAAUGAGCUUGAAGAGCCACGCAGCUCUGAAGGGGAUCAGCUCCCCCGCCUUCAAAGUCUUCAGAGGAUACUUCAAGGCAGUGUUGCUGUUCAGGUGAACAGUGGUGUACUCAGUGUUUGUACGGCAUUUUUAUCCGGGGAGCCGGCCACCAGACUCCGAUCACAAGAACUGCAGCAACUUAUUGCAGCACUCCUGGAAUUUAUGGCUGUGUGCAAACGGGCUAUUCGAGUACAUUUCCGAUUAAUAGGUGAAGAAGAUCAAGACUUCCACACGCAGCUUGUGAAUGGUUUCCAGUCUCUUACGGCGGAACUCUCACACUACAUCCCUGCAAUACUUUCCGAGCUAUAGAUUGCUUCUGCUUUGGUGUGCCGAAUUAUUCCCAGAGGCUUGUCCUUAUAAUGUUCAUAUUUGUUGCAGUAGUUUGUUGUAUUCUUGUUACAUUUUGGGUAACGCUCUUUAACCAACCUUUUGUAAUGGUUUUGUUUUGAAGGUCUUGAUUUCAAGAUCUUGUAAAAAGUUGUAUGGUCAGUGAUUUGUAACCAUGAGGAAAUGUUUCUCUAAUUGAUUUGGUUUGCACCUCAGAUUUCAUUCAA